Molecule: messenger RNA, 2412 nt
Organism: Conger conger (European conger)
Lineage: Eukaryota; Metazoa; Chordata; Actinopteri; Anguilliformes; Congridae
Product: DDB1- and CUL4-associated factor 11-like
Exons: 15
Coding region: 321-1862 (513 amino acids)
Biological process (GO): proteasome-mediated ubiquitin-dependent protein catabolic process
Cellular component (GO): Cul4-RING E3 ubiquitin ligase complex
Molecular function (GO): protein binding
Source: RefSeq, a predicted model, not a curated record
CGUGUAAACCACAACCCAUGGCUCUGGUGUAAACAAUAUCGCGUUUUUGGAGUGCCAAGUGUUUAUUAGCUAAUAAGCUAUUUAGCAAAGGGUUUUGAUUUCAAUCAUUUAACUGGCUAUAUUUGUCUUAUCUAAAUCGUUAUAUGUAGAACUUUUCACGGCAAUCUUGGAAAAAGUCUAGGUUUUCUUAUGUCAGUUAGCUAGCUAUAUAGCAAAAAUCUAGUAGCUAGCUAGUUCCAAGUUCUGAUAGCUAAGAUGUGGACACAACGACACUAAUACGACAAGACGGCAGCAAAGAAAACGAGUCAAGAUCUCAGUCUAUGGGCUCUCGGUACAGUUCUGGGAUGUCUGGUCGGGGUUUUCGAGGCAGCCCAAGCCAGUCAGAGCCAGAAGAGGAAGAUGAUGAAGACGUGUCUCAAGUUGUGACUUACCUACUUAGCAGGGGCCAGGUGCGCUUGAUCAGUGGAGGCGGAGCAACAGGGCUGCAGCUUGUCCAGUCAUAUCCAGACUCGGACGAUGACAGCGAUGGAGGCUGGGAGGCCGGCCACGGAAGCCUUUACAGUCCCACUGCGGACUUCCGACCAGACACUCGGGAUGUAGAUCAGAGUGAGAUCCGGACCCAGAUCCUCCAAGCCACUGCCUCCUCAGGGUCAAAGGGCAAACAAAGUUUUGCUCAAAUGCUGAAGAAGAGGGAGUGGGGCCGCUGUCUGGGUACCAGCUUCUCUCAUGGAGAAUGCAGCCAAAUUCGCUCACAUUUCCUACCCAAUCAGGUAACACACAAGGAGAUCUACCGGCAGAAGGCUUUCUGUGGGGUCUACAGUGAGGAUGGUGACACCUUCCUUUCAGCAUGCCAAGAUCAGAACAUCCGCCUUUAUGACACCAGCAGGGGGCGCUUUGCUCUGAAGUGUGCGGUGAAGGCGCGGGACAUGGGCUGGAGUGUGCUGGACGUCUGCUUCACCCCUGACUCGUGCUCUGUGCUGUACUCCAGCUGGUCUGACCACAUUCAUGUCUGUAAUGUAGACGGUGCCAGUGAGACCCACACUGCUCUGGAGCUAAAGCCGGAUGACAGAAGGUUUUGUGUGUUCUCUGUUGCCACAUCUUCAGAUGGGAACGAGGUCCUGGGUGGAGCGAACGACGGCUGUCUCUAUGUCUUUGAUCGCGAGCAGAACAAGAGAACGCUGAAGAUUUAUGCACACGAUGAUGACGUGAACACAGUGACAUUCGCUGACAGAUCGUCCCAGCUGUUGUUUUCUGGAGGCGACGACGCCUUGUGCAAGGUUUGGGACAGACGGACACUCAGAGAGGACAGACCGGAGCCUGUGGGGCAGCUGGCCGGCCACAGCGACGGCAUCACUUUCAUUCACAGCAAGGGUGAUGCUCGCUACCUCAUCAGUAACUCCAAAGACCAGUCCAUCAAGCUGUGGGACGUGCGACGUUUUUCCCCCGGGGAGGGCCUGGCAGCCUCCAGACUGGCUGUCACUCAGCAGACCUGGGACUAUCGCUGGCAGCAGGUGCCCCUGAAAGCCCUGAAGAGACACAAGCUGGCGGGAGACACGUCUGUGAUGACGUAUCGCGGCCACGGCGUGCUGAACACGCUCAUUCGCUGCCGCUUCUCCCCCGAGUUCAGCACCGGUCAGAAGUUCAUCUACACUGGCUGUUCCACAGGGAGAAUCAUCAUCUAUGAUGUGCUGACAGGCCGUGUCGUGUCCAGACUGUCUGCCCAUAGGGCCUGUGUGAGAGAUGUGAGCUGGCACCCCUAUCAGGACCGCAUCAUCAGCAGCUCUUGGGACAGAUCAGUGUGCAUAUGGGAGCACAGGCAGUCCCAUCUGUUGGACGAAGAGAGAGAGGGAUCAGGCACCUGACAGGAUGAAGGAGGGAAGCAAAUGAGCGAGAGAGAGAGAGCGAGAGAGAGAGAUCCUGAAAUAUGUCUGCUGGUUGUCGAAUGCUUGGCUGUAUUCUUCCUGUUAACUUCCCUUUCAGAGAAAGCCAUCAUGUGAGCAGGUUUAUAAUAAUAAAUCUACUACAAGCACAGCAUAGCUGGUUAAAACUCAAACCCCACACAAGUAAACAACUAAUGCAUUUAAAAAAUGGACUAUUCACUGAUUAUCAAAAUUAAUGUGACUAUUCCUGUUAUUUUGGACAAAACUGUAAAUGACACGCUUAAAUUCCAAAGAAUGCUAGAAUUGGUGAUUGGUAUUAGUAGAACUGCACACAUUUAGACAGUUUUUGAUAGCUAUAUUUCAUUAAUGAUGCUUUUCAAAAUGCUUUUAUAAGGGUUUAAAUUGUGAAUAUUUGAGUGUCUGUGAAGACAGGUUGUUGAAGGGGGUGUGACUAUAUUGGUGUAAAUAUAUUGGUUGAUGUGUGUGCAAGUGAAUGAAUGAGUAUUUUACAAUAAAUUCAAAGCUGACUUUG